GUGAAGGCAUCUGAGACGACGGUUUCGGCCAACAUGGAAACCCUCGAAACCAAGCUGAUGGAUGCUCUCCGAAAGUCGGAGGCGUCAGAGGACGCCAUCCGCGAGGUUCGCAGCAUGGUGGAGGAUGUUCUUCAGCGUGUGGAGGCCACAGAGGCUGCAUCAAAGGCUGUGCGCGAGGAGCUCAUGAGCGAGGAUGCUCACAGCGAAGCUUGGGCGCUUGCGAGGACCUGUCAGGAUGACCUUCGAGGAGUUCACUCGGAUGUUGCAGAUCUUCAGGCCUCUUUGCGCAGCGUGGUCCGGCGAGUGGAGGACGCCGCGCAAGAAGGGCCUGGCAACAACAAAAGACUGGUCUCUGACAGUGCUCGUCGCUUGGAGCUGCGAGUCGACGAGCUCCAAAAGCAGGUGGUAGAGGAGCUAGAGCAGCUGGCUGAGCAGCAGCAGCUCAUAGCCCGCGUGAAGCCAAGCUCCGGAGCCAAGCCAGACGUCCAGGACCUGGAGCACAGCGUUGAGCGUCUGGCGGCCCAGGUGGCCCAGGAGCUGCAAGAGCUGAAGACGCAUCAAGGAGAGCUCGGCAAGGUGCGCGUGCGCCUUCAAAGUGCUGAUGCUAGCAAGGGCGGCGCUCCAGAGGUUGAGUCAAAGGUCUUAGAGCUCCAGCAGAAGGUGCUGGAAGAGUUGCAUGCCUUGGGAAAGCAGCAAGAAGAGCUGGGCAGGGCAAAGGUUACUAUGGCUGACCUCUCCGAUCGUGUACAGCAAGUGGCCUCAACGGUCACGCAAUGCAAAGAGGUUACAGUCGGAUUGGAAGAGCGGCUAAAGAAGCUGUCUUCCAUGGAGGAGACAACGUGUCCAGAGUGUGGUAAUAUCUACCUGGCGGACGCGAAGUUCUGCCGCGGGUGUGGGCACAGAAGGGGCAAUGUAGCUGGGGAGGCCGCAAAGACACACGGCACUGACGGCACUGUGCAAAAAGCGCCAGCCGAGAGUGGACAGAGUGAUGUGGAGGACAGCUACGGGGCCGAUGACUUCGAGGAGUCAGUUGAUGAAGCCAGCAUGUCUGAAGAUAAAGCUGGUGGGGACAAAUAG
Molecule: messenger RNA, 1077 nt
Organism: Symbiodinium pilosum
Lineage: Eukaryota; Dinophyceae; Suessiales; Symbiodiniaceae
Source: the annotation of a GenBank genome assembly